Messenger RNA from Momordica charantia (bitter melon), 2927 nucleotides. Its product is annotated as Outer arm dynein light chain 1 protein. Lineage: Eukaryota; Viridiplantae; Streptophyta; Magnoliopsida; Cucurbitales; Cucurbitaceae. Gene Ontology annotation, cellular component: cytoplasm. The record is from RefSeq and is a predicted model, not a curated record. Gene Ontology annotation, molecular function: protein binding.
AAAAAGAUGGUGAGAGAAAAAAUUAAGAAGUAAAAAUAAUGAAUUGGGUGUAACUUGUAAGCCGAUGGUGGAGCGGCAAGCUUUGCGGCUAAUACAAGAAUUAGUUCCCAGAAAAAUGUUUGAAAAUCUGUGGCCGUCGAUUUUCGCUCUCAAAUCAUGGUGUUAAAGCCUAGGGUUACCAUCAAUACUAUCAGGCUGACGUUGAAUGGCAACAAUAUAAACCCACGGGUUGCCUUUACUUUCGUAUUCAUCACCAGAAAGACAGGAGAAGGGCUUCUCCAUGAGAUUGAAGUUUUUCCUUAAUCAUGUUGAGUGAAGAAGGUCUGCGUCUCUUCUACAUGUAUUGGUUCAGCUUCUCGUAGUGGGAAAAUAAUUCUCUUCACUCUGGCCGCUGCAACCACCUCAAAUUCUUCUCGCACCUACACAUGGGUGUGGGAUAAUGGAGUGAUUUCUCUUGGUGUUCUGAGGAAGUCAAGAUCAUCACACAUUUGGAGAUUGUGUCGUGUUUUAGAGGGUUUGUCGCUCGAUUAUGGUUAAGGUUAUUCUUGGCUAAAAACCGUCGAACUAUCUAUAUAUUUGCCUGUUGUUCAUUGUCUUGUAAGGAUUAUACUCUUGUUUAAGGCUUGUCAUAAGACGAGCGAGUCAGGUUAUGGCUAAUGUUAUGCAUAAUGCAAAUCUAGGCUAUCUGUGGAUGUAGUUUUUCAGUUGCUUCUCCGCAAUGGUUAGAUUUUUUUGUUUCCAUGCUCACAUCCAUAACCACAAACUAAAGAAAAUGGGUCAACCGUCUGCUACCGAGGAAAUGCCAAAGACACUCCAAGAUCUUUCUCCAAGUAAGGUCUCAGAGGAUGCGCCUCAGAUUACAAGUCCUAAUCAGUUGUUGGCAAAGACAGGGACUGCUAAACAAGAUACUAACAGUCCAAAUCACAUGGCUUCCAUCAUUGAGAAUAGCAUAUUGGUCAAUCAGACGUGCGACCUUAAGAAAAGUCAGUCUCUAGGAAGCAUGCCAUAUGGGGAUAGGUCAGUUGCUGCAGAUAAGGACACUGAAGAUGGCAUCAUAGACCAGGUAUUUUCCUGUGAUAGUUCCCAAUGUAGGUUUGAAAUUUCUGAUUCUGGAAAGGCUCGAGGGAUAAGCAUUUCCGAUCGGUUUAAAGACACCAUAGACUCGGAGUCUUUUCGUCUAAGUUCAGAUCCUGUUAUAUCAGAAGCAAUCUUCUCUACUGAUGACCUAGCAUAUAGAGAAAUGGAAGGUGGUGGAAAUGAUGGUUCUUCGUUGUGCAUUGAGAGUGUUGGUGAUACUGGGAAUCAUACACCUCACACCACACAAAUGAUUGUAAAAUCAUGUUCAAUGCCCAACUUUGAUGCUUCAUCACCUGUUUCUGGUGGUUGUUCUCCCUGUAACGAUAUGCUUUCUGAAGUUCUCCAACUCUUAGAUCCAGGGCAUGGAGCGAUGACACUUAAUGAGAUGGAAGUGCAGGAAAAUCGAUGCCAAUCAAGAGAAGAUAGUAUGCUCGAGACUGAGAAAAUUUAUUUUGAGAAUUUGUCAGAUGAUGGUAAUGAAUCUUAUCCUGCUAUAGUGGAAGACUGGAGAACACCAGUUGCAGAUGAAGUAAAUCCAAGGGAAACUCUACAAGGAGGAACUGUGGUUCAGCAGUUUGAUGAACCGCAGAGCAAUGAUUUCAAGAUUAAGCGAAUUGAGGAGUGGGUUAGCGAUCUUCAAAUUUGUAGCCCGGAUGAAACAACUGAAGUCUUUGAAUCUGCUGCUAAUGAAGUGGAAAGAGAACCUCAUAUCGAAACAGGUUCCAGUGCUGGACGAAUGGAUUCCAAAGCGACUGCGGGCAUGGAAGCUGCAAAGAGAUAUAUUUCUUCAAUGAAUGCAGCAGCCACUACUGCGCAGUUGGCAAAUCAUGGGUUGGCUGUGGUUCCAUUUCUUAGUGCAUUUGUAAGCUUAAAGGUGCUCAAUUUAUCAGGAAAUGCCAUAGGAAAGAUUACUGCUGGUGCUCUACCACGGGGGUUGCAUAGCCUGAAUUUGUCUAGAAACAAUAUCGCGACUAUUGAAGGCUUACGGGAACUGACCCGACUUCGUGCGCUGGAUUUGAGCUAUAAUCGGAUAUGUCGAAUUGGACAUGGCCUGGCUUCUUGCUCAUCGUUGAAGGAGUUGUAUUUAGCUGGAAAUAAAAUUAGUGAAGUAGAGGGUCUUCACCGGCUCUUAAAAUUGACCAUACUCGAUCUGCGCUCUAACAAGAUCUCGACGACCAAGAGUCUCGGCCAACUUGCUGCCAAUUACAAUUCUUUGCAAGCCAUCAGCCUGGAAGGAAACCCAGCACAGAAGAAUGUUGGAGAUGACCAGCUGAAGAAACAGAUGCAGGGCCUUCUCCCACAUCUGGCUUACUACAACCGACAAGCCACGAAAGGCAGUAUCCUGAAGGACGGUGCUGAUAGGUCAGUACGGCUAGGAAUAAGUAGCCAUCAAUUCGAGCAUGGAACCAGAAUAGAUCACAAGGGCGUGAGGAAGAUUGCUCAGAGUCACAGAAGUCACGGGUUGGCCUCGCCAAGACGAUCCAAGCUUCGGCAAGGACAUGCCUCUGCCCUGCCCCCUACUGGAACUGGAAGUAAAUCAAACAGUAGUAAUCGGCACCACCAUCAGGACAUUAGCAGCAGACAGAUCGAGUUUAUUAGAUCAAACUCCCAUAUGCGGCGGAGUCGAAGCGAGGGAACACUGGCAGAUUUUUGAGUUAAUACCAAGCACAAUGUACUUGUUGAAUGAGUUGAGCUAUGAGUGCUAGCAAUCUAUGGGGCUAGGCUAUCAUUGAUUUUGUUAAGCACAUUAGUGUCUUUUGAACUGUGUUGUUUCAUGUCGAAUAAUCUCAAGUCCACCGAUUCGAGGUGAUUUAGUUCAUUUGAGCAUUCAGAAUAUCAUAUUCAUCUCC